Molecule: messenger RNA, 432 nt
Organism: Nerophis lumbriciformis (worm pipefish)
Lineage: Eukaryota; Metazoa; Chordata; Actinopteri; Syngnathiformes; Syngnathidae
Source: RefSeq, a predicted model, not a curated record
AUGAGUCUCACCGACAAGGACAAGGACACAGUCAAAGCCUUCUGGGCUUUGGCCAAAGCAAAGUCAGACAUUAUCGGAAGCGAAGCUCUGUCCAGGAUGGUCUUUGUGUACCCUCAAACCAAGACCUACUUCUCCCACUGGAAGGACUUGAGCCUCACCUCCGCUCCGGUCAAGAAGCACGGCAGGGUGAUUAUGGCCGCUGUGGGCGACGCCGUCGGCAAAAUCGACAACUUGACUGCUGGUCUGCUGAACCUCAGCGAGCUGCACGCCUUCACUUUGAGAGUCGAUCCUGCCAAUUUCAAGGUUCUGAGUCACUGCAUCCUUGUGGUGAUGGCCAUGACAUUCCCCCAGGAAUUCACCCCAGAGGUCCAUGUUUCCAUGGAUAAAUUCUUGGCCGCUGUGACUCUCGCCGUCAGCGAGAAGUACAGAUAA